Phalaenopsis equestris is the source of this 2089-nucleotide messenger RNA. RefSeq names its product putative UDP-rhamnose:rhamnosyltransferase 1. Bases 36 to 1439 code for a protein of 467 amino acids. The transcript has a single exon. Lineage: Eukaryota; Viridiplantae; Streptophyta; Magnoliopsida; Asparagales; Orchidaceae. Gene Ontology annotation, molecular function: UDP-glycosyltransferase activity. The record is from RefSeq and is a predicted model, not a curated record.
UUCCAUCAUACCUCUCUUAUCUCCUCCCUUUCGCAAUGGAAGAUGGGAGUCUCCACAUCUUAAUGCUGCCAUGGCUAGCCUUCGGCCAUCUUCUUCCCUUUCUCGAGCUCUCCAAAUCCUUCGCCCUAAAAGGACACCGCAUCACGUUCCUCACCACCCCAAGAAACGUAGCAAGGCUCCCAAAAAUCUCCCCACCAAUCUCCCACCUCAUCAAUUUCUUACAACUCCCUCUCCCUCAAAUCGACCACCCCCCCCCCCUGCCGCAGAACGCCGAGGCCACCAUAGAUCUCCCUUCCGAUCAUCUCCGCCCAUAUCUCAGAAAAGCUUUUGACAGCUUGGGCCAAAAGCUCUCAGAUCUCAUACAAAACAAGCAAAUCUCAUCCCCUGAUUGCAUUGUCUUCGAUUACGCCGCCGCCGCCUACUGGGUUCCGCCAAUUGCAGCAAAGUUUGGAGUGCCGUGUAUAUUCUUUGCUCUCCAUAACGCUGCAGCCUUAUCUUUUUUUGGACCUCCGUCGUCAUUACUGGGCGGAGCCGGUGCCCGUAGUACCGCUGAGGAAUUCACCGUGCUCCCUUCCUGGAUUACCUUCCCAUCCACCAUCGCUUACUCUGCUUUUGAGGCUCGGAAAUUGUUCGAUCCAUCAGUAAUUCCAGAUGCUUCAGGUGUAUCCGAAUCCUACCGAUUUGGGAAAUCGAUACAGGGAUGCCAACUCGUUCUGAUCAGCAGCUGCAAGGACUUGGAGUCUGAAUGGCUACAACUUCUCGACCAGAUUUAUGAGAAGCCAGUAGUUCCUGUGGGGCUUCUCCCUCCCUCAACAGGACAAGGAUGGCACGAGGCAUUUGAAUGGCUGGACAAGCAGGACAAAGGUUCUGUUGCGUAUGUUUCCUUCGUAAGCGAAGUGAAGCUUAGUGCUGCGCAGGUGAAGGAGAUUGCCAUCGGACUUGAAGAAAGCGAGCUGCCAUUUGUCUGGGCGUUGAGGACAGAGUCGGUGCCUGUUGGGCUCGUGGAGAGAAUAAAACACCUUGGACGGGGGCUGGUUUGCUUGGACUGGGUUCCUCAGAUUCGGAUAUUGUCUCACGCUUCGGUCGGGGGAUUCCUGACGCACGGCGGCUGGAGCUCGAUUGUAGAGGGGUUAGGGUUUGGGUUAGCGAUGGUGGUGCUGCCGAUGAUGUUCGACCAGGGGCUGAAUGCGAGGCAUAUGGUGGAGAAGGGAUUAGCUGUGGAGGUGCCGAGGAAGGAGGAUGAUGGAUCAUUCACGAGGGAUGGGAUUGCGAAGAGCUUGAGGUUUGCCAUGGUUGAAGACGAAGGGAAUGCGUUGAGGAAAAGAGCAAAGGAGUGUGUGGAUUUGUUUGGCGACAAGGAGCUGCAUGAUCUCUAUGUAAGUCAAUCAAUUGAACGAAUUAGGCGUCUAGUUGUAUCGGCUUAUCAUGAGCGAUAUUAACCCACUGUGUGCUUAUGAAUACGUGCGUAUGACUCUGAAUAAGGUUCCAAUAGCUCAGUUGCUUCCAAUAACUCAGUUAUUGAGGGUUAACACCAAUAACCUCUAAAUAAUCUAUCAAUACAUUCCGCGAUUAGGUGAUCAUCUUUUUCCCUGUCGUUCGAGAUUUUUUUGAGGUUAUUGAGGGUAUUAACCCUAAUAACAGCGACAACCCUGCAAUACCUUCCAAAUAACUUUCAUACGUAUACAAUUCUGCGUGCGUAUGACGUACUUAAAUAUUUUUCGUUUAUCAACGACUUAGAACAUCAACAAAAUAUCAUUGUAUCAUUGGAUGCCAAUUGAAGUUAUUGUGUCUCUGUAGUGUGGGACUUUGCGUGAUUUGAAUUUGUUGUGUUUUUAGCUCUUUAAAAUCCAAAAAAUUAUUGUGUAUGAAUACCUCACGUAAAUUUUGUCAAAUCAGGACCGUGAAAAAACUAGAAUGGGCCACGCUCUAACAAUAAAAAAAAUAAAAAGUUGUAUUUCAGUGGUCAUGAUUGAACACCACAAACAAAUUUGCAUGCGGAGUCCGUACGCAAUAACCGAUCUUAAAAUCCACAAAAACCCCGCAAUCCGAUUUCGAUCUCCCUUCUUUCUCUAGCAUCUGAUAAUUUUCA